UAUUGCAGGACAGUACUGACUCGUCCGUCUCCAAUACCAUAUAGACCAUUACUGGAUGUGAAAAAUAUUUGCUUUCUUAUUAAGGCAAGAAAACGAAAAUAAUGUAUUCGAGUUAAACGAGACCUUUGGGUAUAUAUAACCAUUGCAGGAUUUGGUCGUCGUGCGACCACUGGAGAAUAAGAUUCAAUGGAGGAAGUCCAACUGUAUGAAAAAAUCAGGCUGAGACGCACGUUCCAGAGGGUCAUGGACGGCUCCAUCUUCCUCCUCCUUCUAUUGCUUCUUUCUCAUAGGCUUAUCUCCUUCUCCACUCACUUCACCUUCCCUUGCUUUCUUGCCUUCCUAUGCGAAUCAUGGUUCACCUUCAACUGGUUUAUGAUCCUCAGCACCAAAUGGUCUCCUGCUCGAAUCAACACCUUCCUCCAUCCUCUUUCUCUACAGGUACCGGAGCUUCCGGCCGUGGACCUGUUGGUGACCACGGCGGAUCCAGUGCUGGAACCACCUAUCAUCACCGUGAACACGGUGCUGUCUCUGUUAGCGCUGGAUUACCCUCCUCAGAAGUUAGCUUGUUAUGUGUCCGAUGAUGGGUGUUCCCCUGUUACUUUCUACGCCCUUGUCGAAGCCUUUCGAUUUGCUCAGCUGUGGGUGCCUUUCUGUCGGAAGUACAACGUCCAACUCAGAGCUCCUCUUAGGUUCUUCUCUGAUGAGCCCACUGGCGGCCAGCACUCCCCAGAAUUCACACAAGAUUCCCUGCGAAUGAAGGAAGAGUAUGAAAAGUUGAGCCGUAAAAUUGAAGAUGCGAGCACAAAAUCAGAGCAAAUUGAGCUUAGGGAAGGGUUUGUAGCUUUCAUGAACGCCGAGCGGAGAAAUCACCCACCCAUAAUUAUGGUUAUAUGGGAGAACAAGGAAGGCCAAUCAGAUGGACUGCCCAACUUAAUCUACAUAUCAAGAGAGAAGAAACCACUUCAUCCUCAUCAUCACAAAGCUGGUGCCAUGAAUGUUUUGACAAGAGUUUCAGGGCUGAUGAGCAACGCUCCGUAUAUGCUAAACGUAGACUGUGACAUGAUGGUGAACAAUCCAAAGAUUGUUCAGCAUGCCAUGUGUAUUCUUCUGGAUCCUAGGGCCCACAGAGAAGUUGCAUUUGUCCGAUGUUUUCAGCAAUUUUACGACGGCUUCAAAGAUGAUCCCUUUGGCAACCAGUUCGUCGCUGCUUUCAUGUAUCUAAUGGUUGGAGUAGCAGGGCUUCAAGGACCCUUUUACUGUGGAACCAAUUGCUUCCAUAGAAGACAAGUUAUAUACGGCUGCUACCCUCGUGACACCCAACGUCAAAAUCAAGAAAGAUUGUUGGACAAGGAACUAGAACAAAAAUUUGGAAGUUCCAAGGAAUUUGUUAAACAAGCAGCUCGAGCCUGGGAAGACAACACAUGUUCUAGCAGUAGCAAUGUUAUUACUCCCUCCACAAUUCUAGAGGCUUCAAUCCUUGUUUCUAGUUGUGACUAUGAAUAUGGCACUGCAUGGGGCAAACAGGUGGGAUGGUUAUAUGGGUCAUUGGCAGAGGAUCAACAAACUGGGUUGAACAUUCACAGAAGCGGUUGGAGGUCAGAGUGUUGUACUCCAGACCCCAUUGCUUUCACAGGCUGCGCCCCCGGAGGUCUUGUAUCCUCAAUGGUCCAACAAAAGAGAUGGGCUUGUGGCCUGCCUACUGUCUUGUUAGGCCCCCAAAGUCCCUAUCUGGGCCUCCUCUUUGGUAAGAUCGAAUUCAGACAGUGCUUGGCCUAUUUAUGGCUCAUCCAUUGGGGCUUCCAUGGUUUCCCGGAGAUAUGCUAUGCUGCUCUACCUGCAUAUUGCCUCAUAACCAACUCCACUUUCUUACCUGAGGACCAUUUUCUGUGGAUUUAUAUGUCAAUUUUUGUGAUACACAACAUAUACAAUUUGAUAGAAUACGUGGCAAUCGGGUUAUCAAUUCGAACAUGGUGGAACAAUCACAGAAUGAGAAGAAUAACAGCCAUGAACGCCUGGUUUGUGGGUUCUCUGAGUGGCAUACUGAACAUGUUAGGGAAUUUUGAAGCGACAUUCGAGGUGACACAGAAGGAGCCACCAACUUCUGGUUCAGGUACAGAUAAAGGAAGGUUUACGUUUGAUGAGAAUCUAGUGUUCGUGCCAGGAACCACCGUGUUAUUUGUCCAGGUCACGGCUUUGGUGAUGAAAUUACAAAGGUUGGGGGCGGCAGAAAAGAGUGGAAACGGGAGUGGGGCUGGGGAGGUAUUGUGUAGUGUGUAUUUGGUGGUGUGUUUCUUGCCCUUCUUAAAGGGGCUAUUUGGGAAAGCACCGCAUGGGAUUCCCCUGUCUACAAUUUUCAAGUCAGCUAUUCUGGCCAUUCUCUUUAUCCACUGUUCUAGAAGCAGUAUUACUGCUUCGAUGGUUUGAUGUCCUACUCCAUUGAAAGACUCUUUUAUUCAACUUCUUUCUUGAAUAACAAGUGUGUUGAAAUUAUCAUA
Molecule: messenger RNA, 2495 nt
Organism: Prosopis cineraria
Lineage: Eukaryota; Viridiplantae; Streptophyta; Magnoliopsida; Fabales; Fabaceae
Product: cellulose synthase-like protein H1
Exons: 9
Coding region: 187-2424 (745 amino acids)
Biological process (GO): cellulose biosynthetic process; plant-type primary cell wall biogenesis
Cellular component (GO): trans-Golgi network; plasma membrane
Molecular function (GO): mannan synthase activity; cellulose synthase (UDP-forming) activity
Source: RefSeq, a predicted model, not a curated record